Molecule: messenger RNA, 1108 nt
Organism: Capsicum annuum
Lineage: Eukaryota; Viridiplantae; Streptophyta; Magnoliopsida; Solanales; Solanaceae
Product: protein MIS12 homolog
Exons: 7
Coding region: 174-911 (245 amino acids)
Biological process (GO): mitotic cell cycle; mitotic sister chromatid segregation; kinetochore assembly
Cellular component (GO): chromosome, centromeric region; nucleus
Source: RefSeq, a predicted model, not a curated record
AAUCUCACCUGUCGGGAAACUGAAAAGGGACACUACAAAUUGAAAGAACAAAUGCAAAAAAAAAAAAAAAAAAAAAAAAAAAAAAAAAAAAAAAAAAACGCAUAUAUCAGAAAUUUGAAAUUGCAAAAUCCCCAAAACCCUUGAGGAAAAUUGAAAUUAGGAAAGCGGGUGAAAUGGAAGGCAGUGAGAGCGAGAAGGUGUUCGAUUCAUUGAACCUAAAUCCCCAGCUCUUCAUCAAUGAAGCUCUCAAUUUCGUCGAUGAUUUAGUCGGCGAUGCCUUUGAUUUUUUCCACCAAGAGGCUGCAAAGGUUUUAAAAACAGAAGAAACAGAUCGAUCUGAAGAUCUGAAAAAGGGUGUUGAUAAUGUUAAGAACAUAAUCCAAUUGGCUCUGGAUAAGCGGUUGAGUAUGUGGGAGAAGUACUCUUUGCACCACUGUUUUACAGUUCCUCAAGGGUUCUCUUUGCCAAAACCUGAAGGACCAUCCGGUGAUUCUUCAUUUGAUAUUAAUGGUAUUGAGAAUCCUGAACUAGCCUCAAAGUUGGAUUUCUUAAGGAACAAACUUUCUCAGGUUGGAAAAGAGUCUGCUGAGCUCAACCGAGAACUACAAGCACUGGAAAGGCAGUCCAUGUUAAGUGGUUGCUCUGUGGCCUCUCUUACUGAAGCAUUAGAGUUGUAUCAUCAACUAUCAGUGAAUGAUAAGUUUGAAGAAUUAGUACGGACUGCAUCAGAUUUUCAUACCAAAGUGGAGAAAUUGACAAGCAGAAUGGAGGGCCCUGAGCUCCCAAGAGCUAAGAAAAGUCGCAUCUCAAAUGGUGAACUGUAUAGAAUAAAUAAUGAUGAAGGCCUCCUGAGUGCAACAAUAGAGGAACUUCAAGAACUUGUGGAUGAUAUAAAGACUCUUCGUGACUAAGCAGCAACUUAAUUUACUAGUGCUGUAAAGAAGUGCUUCUGUAGAUUCUUAGUCAUGUAAGAAUUUUUCGAUGUGAUAUAUUUCUUUGUCUGACAUACUUAAAAUUUGAGAUCAGUAAGCGGUUCACUAGGACAUGAUUAGACUUUCAAGACAGAAGUACUGUAUAAUGAUAAAUAAGAAAAAACAUUAAGUUAAAA